CUGCUGUUUCAAAUUUCAACCCUUAAAUUUCCCUAAUUACUCUUCCUUUUACACCUCUGAGGAAGAAGGAAGCUUUAACAUAACAAAAUAAAUCAUUUUUAUCCUUUUUCAAAAUUUAUCUACCGUUUCAUCCGACAUCUUACAAAUUUUUCGUUUCGGCGACUUAUAAUCGCGUUGUUUUUAAAGUACACAACCAAUUUUGAUCUAUAAAUCAUGGCGACUUUGACCCGUUUCACGAGGUUAUUUAAUUUCGCCACGAGUACAUGUGUCAGAAGAAUUUCUCCAGCCUCUGUAUAUAAACAAUACUAUCCAGCUCUAAGAUUAUGGGAUAUGUCAGUAGCUCAUUACCGAAAAUACAAUUUACGUUGGUUUCCUAAGCCCACAAGGCUCGAAGAUAUAAUACCUGAAGAUGAUGAAGCAAAAGAGAAAGAAGCUGCUGUUGUAAUAGAUGAAAUUAACAAACAAAUAACUACUCAGUCAACUGGUCGUUUAUUUGCAGUUAUACAUUUAUGUGGAGUACAAUUUAAAAUUACAGAGAACGAUAUUAUAAUUGUUAACGGGCACUGGGUACCUAAACCAGGGGAUAAAUUAAAGUUAGAGAAAGUAUUGCUUGUUGGUAGUACAGACUUUACAUUGAUAGGAACGCCAAUUCUAAACAGAGAGUUAGUAUCGGUGGAUGCAACUGUAAUUCAGAAAACAUUGUCUCACACAAUAACUCGUUUUAGAUUUAGACCAAGAAAGCAGUUUCGUAGAAUAAACUUUUUCAGAAUACAUCGGACGAUGUUAAGAAUAAACACGAUAACUAUAAAUGGAGAUGUCGACAAAAAGAAUGAAGUGGAAGGCUUGGAUAGAAUAUAUUAAGCAUUAAUAUAUAUAAUAUCGUAAUGUAAUACUACUAGAAUACAUUUUUAAGAAUGUCCGCGAUAAUAAACUUACCGUUAAUAUUAAAUUAUAUUGUGCUGUCUGGAAAGUCCAUGCCGAUUUUUAGUAGGCGGUACA
Molecule: messenger RNA, 999 nt
Organism: Hylaeus anthracinus
Lineage: Eukaryota; Metazoa; Arthropoda; Insecta; Hymenoptera; Colletidae
Gene: mRpL21
Product: 39S ribosomal protein L21, mitochondrial
Exons: 4
Coding region: 214-861 (215 amino acids)
Biological process (GO): translation
Cellular component (GO): mitochondrial large ribosomal subunit; ribosome
Molecular function (GO): structural constituent of ribosome; RNA binding
Source: RefSeq, a predicted model, not a curated record